AAACAUUUCAGCAACUUGGCUGCAGACUGCUGUGCAGGGCAGGGAAGCUCCAGGCAGACAGCCCAGCAAACAACAGCACGCAGCUGAAAGGAAGACUCAGAGGAGACAGCUGAAGAAGGAAAGUGGCGAUGGACCUCAUCCCAAAUUUGGCCAUGGAAACCUGGCUUCUCCUGGCUGUCAGCCUGGUGCUCCUCUAUCUGAUGAGAAUCCCCAAAUCAGGGAAGAGUCCACUUACUAAAUAGAUAUAAGAGAAUGAAGUGUCCUGGAACAAUUCCUGCCUGAACCUCUCAGGAGCAUUUGAGGACAUUUCUCAAGUAUUCACUCUAGGACUGGGACUAUGCAGACUUCAGCUGCUUUCAGCUAUGGGACUUUUAGGGGUCUCAGAGUAGAGUCAGGAAAGGACCUGAUGAGUGAAUGCAAUUACUGCCAUUGGAGUUGCUGUUAUUAUUUAUCGUAUACGGGACCCGUUCAUAUGGACUUUUUAAGAGACAGGGAAUUCCAGGGCCCACACCUCUGCCUUUUUUGGGAAAUAUUUUGUCCUAUCGUCAGGGUCUCUGGAAAUUUGACACAGAAUGUUAUAAAAAGUAUGGAAAAAUGUGGAGAACGCAAGAUGGUCAACUCCCUGUGCUGACCAUCACAGAUCCCGACAUGAUCAAAACAGUGCUAGUGAAAGAAUGUUAUUCUGUCUUCACAAAUCGAAGGCCUUUUGGUCCAGUGGGACUUAUGAAAAGUGCCAUCUCUAUAGCUGAGGAUGAAGAAUGGAAGAGAAUACGGUCAUUGCUGUCUCCAACCUUCACCAGCGGAAAACUCAAGGAGAUGUUCCCCAUCAUUGCCCAGUAUGGAGAUGUGUUGGUGAGAAACUUGAGGCGGGAAGCAGAGAAAGGCAAGCCUGUCACCCUGAAAGACAUCUUUGGGGCCUACAGCAUGGAUGUGAUCACUAGCACAUCAUUUGGAGUGAACAUCGACUCUCUCAACAAUCCAAAAGACCCCUUUGUGGAAAGCGUUAAGAAGUUCCUAAAAUUUGAUUUCUUAAAUCCAUUAUUUCUCUUAGCAAUACUCUUUCCAUUCCUUACCCCAGCUUUUGACGCAUUAAAUGUCUCUGUGUUUCCAAAAGAUGCCAUAAAUUUUUUUAAUAAAUCUGUAAACAGCAUGAAAAAAAGUCGCCUCAACAACAAACAAAAGCACCGAGUGGAUUUCCUUCAGCUGAUGAUUGACUCUCAGAAUUCAAAAGAAACUGAGUCCCACAAAGCUCUGUCUGAUCAGGAGCUCGUGGCCCAAUCAAUUAUCUUCAUUUUUGCUGGCUAUGAAACCACCAGCAGUGUUCUUUCCUUCAUUAUAUAUGAACUGGCCACUCACCCUGAUGUCCAGCAGAAACUGCAGGAGGAGAUUGAUGCAGUUUUGCCCAAUAAGGCACCUGCCACCUACGAUGCCCUGGUACAGAUGGAGUACCUUGACAUGGUGGUGAACGAAACACUCAGAUUAUUCCCAAUUGCUGUUAGACUUGAGAGGGCCUGCAAGAAAGAUGUUGAAAUCAAUGGGGUGUUCAUUCCCAAAGGGGCAAUAGUGGUGAUUCCAACCUAUGUUCUUCACCAUGACCCAAAGUACUGGACAGAGCCUGAGGAGUUCCGCCCUGAAAGGUUCAGUAAGAAGAACAAGGACAGCAUAGAUCCUUACAUAUACACACCCUUUGGAACUGGACCCAGAAACUGCAUUGGCAUGAGGUUUGCUCUCAUGAACAUGAAACUUGCUAUAAUCAAAGUCCUUCAGAACUUCUCCUUCAAACCUUGUAAAGAAACACAGAUCCCCUUGAAAUUAGGCAACCAGGGCCUUCUUCAAUCAGAAAAACCCAUUGUUCUAAAGGUUGAGUCAAGAGAUGGAACCCUAAGUGGAGAAUGAGUUAUUUAAGGAUUUCUACUUUGCUCUUCAAGAAAGCUGUGCCCCAGGACACCAGAGAUCUCAAUUUACUUUGUCAAUAAAACCUUGAAAUAAAGAUGGGCUUAAUCUAGUGUA
Molecule: messenger RNA, 2010 nt
Organism: Mandrillus leucophaeus (drill)
Lineage: Eukaryota; Metazoa; Chordata; Mammalia; Primates; Cercopithecidae
Gene: CYP3A5
Product: cytochrome P450 3A5
Exons: 14
Coding region: 415-1896 (493 amino acids)
Biological process (GO): steroid metabolic process; oxidative demethylation
Molecular function (GO): heme binding; iron ion binding; oxidoreductase activity, acting on paired donors, with incorporation or reduction of molecular oxygen, reduced flavin or flavoprotein as one donor, and incorporation of one atom of oxygen
Source: RefSeq, a predicted model, not a curated record